GGGUGCCUGCUGCUGGUGGCUACACAGAUCCAUUUGCAUUGGAAUAGCUUCUGGACACCAGAGGAGGAGCAAGCCUUUUGCCAGGAAACCUACACUGCAAGUGGGGCCAGAGUUGACCUUGAACCUGAGGGACAAUGAAGUGCAGAACAGGACAGGCACUGGGCACCAUCCCCAGGCAGCACAAACUUCUCCUUCUGUUGCUGCUGUUGGGCCUAGUGGAUGGUGUCCAGCAUGUACUUUCCUCCAGUUCAACACGAAGGAGUAGAGCCAUGGGCCCAGGAGCUUCAGUGGGAAGCAGCAGAACUAGUCUGUGGACUCUGCCAGGCAGGUUUCUGCUCCAGGCCAUCUCACCGGGAACAGGCCCCAGAUGCUGGCCCCAUAGGUUUCCUUCUAAGCCCCAGUCAUUUUAUGUCUUUGGUGGUGGGACCCAGCUCACAGUACUAGGUCAGCCCAAGUCUGACCCCUUGGUCACCCUGUUCCUGCCUUCCCUAAAUGAUCUGCAGGCCAACAAGGCCACUCUGGUAUGUCUGGUGAGCGAAUUCUACCCAGGUACUUUGGUGGUGAACUGGAAGGUAGAUGGAAUCCCUGUCACGAAGGGUGUAGAGACGACCCAACCCUCCAAGCAGACCAACAACAAAUACAUGACCAGCAGCUACCUGACACUGAUGCCUCACCAGUGGACGCCUCACAGCAGAUACAGCUGCCAGGUCACUCAUGAAGGGAACACUGUGGAGAAGAGCGUGUCACCUGCUGAGUGUUCUUAGACCGAGAUCCCCAGUGAAGCCACAGGGGCCUGAAUCUGAAGUGCCAGAAAUGUCUUUUUUUUCUUUUUCUUUCUUUCUUUCUUUCUUUUUUUUUUUUUUUUUGCCACUCACCAUCCC
Molecule: messenger RNA, 881 nt
Organism: Mesocricetus auratus (golden hamster)
Lineage: Eukaryota; Metazoa; Chordata; Mammalia; Rodentia; Cricetidae
Product: immunoglobulin lambda-like polypeptide 1
Exons: 3
Coding region: 135-764 (209 amino acids)
Biological process (GO): immunoglobulin production involved in immunoglobulin-mediated immune response; antigen processing and presentation of exogenous peptide antigen via MHC class II; peptide antigen assembly with MHC class II protein complex
Cellular component (GO): MHC class II protein complex
Molecular function (GO): MHC class II protein complex binding
Source: RefSeq, a predicted model, not a curated record